This is a messenger RNA of Heterobilharzia americana, 309 nucleotides long. Lineage: Eukaryota; Metazoa; Platyhelminthes; Trematoda; Strigeidida; Schistosomatidae. The record is from the annotation of a GenBank genome assembly.
AUGUUUACCGUGUUCAAUGUUGUUGAUGGAAGUGCAAUUCAAAAAGUAAAAGAAAAGCUAUCCACCAUGGCGACUUCAACUCUGAGCUCGGCCUGGAAAUGGACGAAAUUAUUACUCGCUGUGAUAUGCUUAGGGAAUACCGUACUGGGCGAUUUUUUAGGUGCUGUUGCAGAGGGUAAUACAGCUGGAGCACAAACUGAAUCUUCAAGCAAAUCAACAUGGCAAUCGAUCUGGGACUGGACAAAAGGAAUAAUUACCACGUUAUGCACCGUGAAUACCUUUCUGAGCUAUUAUCUAGGAGAACGUUGA